AAUUGUAAGAGGUGUGAGUGUUACUCCGUUUGUUUGUCCUCUCUCCCUCUCUCUGAUCCUUCUCUCUUCGCUUCUUCCGCAAAGUGCCCCUAAUUUUGCUGUGUCACUUGUCCUGUCCUUUUUUAAACAGUCCAUUCCAUUCCUCAGAGAUUAAAACCAUGGCCAAAUCAACCAAAACCAUCACACCCCAUCACAAUACCAGGCUUCCAGCAGCCCCAAGCAGAUUUCAAACCAAGUUUUGUAAAUGGGCUCUUGAUUUCAUCUCCAACUGAUCCAAUUCUGGUAUGACGAACUUGUACUCUCUCUUUCCUUGCUCAUUUCUUACCCAUUGCAUCAAUCUUCACAAAAAGAGACCCAAAGCCCCAAUUUUUGUCUAAUAAGUAAGGAAAGAUUGAGCAAAUUUUGGGUUCACUUUUCCCCCCUCUUUUUCUCUUGCAAAAUGAAGGACUUCCCUUCUUGUUUUGGUGAAAAUGGGGUUCAAGUAGCCGAUGUUUCGUGUUCUAGUGUGAACAAAGCUUCUCAAAAUGUAGUUACAUGCGUGUACAAGUGUAAAUUGCUUGGCCAGUCUUGCUUGGUCACCAUAAUAUGGAGCAAGAACUUGAUGGGUCAAUGUCUGAGUGUUGAAAUUGAUGAUUUGUUGAACCAAUGUCUCUGUAAAGUUGAUGUAAAACCUUCUUUGUUCUCAAAGAGAAAAGGGUCUAAGUGUUUGGAAGUAAAUUCUUGCAAAAUUGACAUGUAUUGGGACCUUUCUUCUGCCCAUUUCGGAUCCGGGCCGGAGCCCUUGGAGGGGUAUUACUUUGCUGUAGUUUGUAAGGGAGAGUUGGUUCUUCUAAUUGGGGAUCUGAGGAAAGAAGCAUUCAAAAAGACUAAUGCAAACCCUUCCCUCUCCAAUGCAAUGUUCAUUUCAAAGAGGGAACACAUUUUUGGUAAAAGGGUUUAUGGCACUAAGGCUCAAUUCUGUGAUAAUGGUCAUGUUCAUGGCCUCACAAUUGAGUGUGAUACUGUCGGUGUUAGUGAUCCAUGUCUCGUGAUUCGAGUGGACAGUAAGAUGGUGAUGCAGGUGAAGCACCUCCGGUGGAAGUUUCGUGGAAAUCAGACCAUUUGGGUUGAUGGUCUCCCGGUUGAACUGUUCUGGGAUGUCCAUGACUGGUUGUUUGGUACGGCUUUUGGGAAUGCGGUUUUCAUGUUCCAAACUUGUUUGUCUGCUGAGAAAUUGUGGGCAAGCCAAGCAUUUUCUGAUCCCUGUAUACCACCACCACCUUGGCCUUGCUCGCGGAGUCUUAGGGAGUCUAAAUUAUCAGGUCUUGGUUUCUCAUUGAUUUUGUAUGCUUGGAAGAAUGAAUCUUUAACCCUCACAGUUGCAAUUGGUAGUAUUGUUUUCAACAUCAAUACAUCUAUUCUGCAUUUGCCUAUAGCUGAAUGCCUGACUACUGAAACCUCCACAGCGUUAUCCUCAUUUUCAGCAUCUUCAGCAUCCUCAGUUUUAUCAGCUACCAUAGACGAGCCACAAUGUUGAUAUUUAAUGGUAUUUCAAAAUAAAAAAUUUGGUUUUAUAACUUUUAGUGGACUGGAGUCACAAAAUCUGUAUUCAAAGAGCAUGUUUUACACUAUUUUAUUAUGCCAUAGCAUGUUUAUAUACGAGGCUGAGAGACAACCUUAUCACCCCCGCUUAAAGCCCACUCAGAAGAUGCUUGAGCAGCCCCUAGUUGGACAACUAGAAAGCUAUGUUCGAAGCCUUCUUGAAAAGCGCUCAAGCAGGCCCUCUGACUGAAACCUGCUUGAGCGAGAUCCUGGAGAGAAUUAUUCAGAUUACUUCAUUUCUGACUGUUUUUGUCUUUAGUGGUUAUUGAUUCCUAAGAUUGUGAAGUACAUGUUAGAAGGUUUUGAAGGAUUGCUUUUGAACUUCCAACAGUUAUAUACUCUUAGUAGGCUUUGAAUGAAAAGUAACGAUUUGAUUGAAAUAAAUAUAAUUAUCAGUUUCUUUUUGGAAAAAGAGAUAAGGCUCUCUCUCUCUCUCUAUUUAUUUUUUUAUUAUUUUUAUUUUUUUUGU
This is a messenger RNA of Camellia sinensis, 2050 nucleotides long. RefSeq lists its product as uncharacterized. NCBI's taxonomy places the organism in Eukaryota, Viridiplantae, Streptophyta, Magnoliopsida, Ericales, Theaceae. The record is from RefSeq and is a predicted model, not a curated record.